Molecule: messenger RNA, 1854 nt
Organism: Dictyostelium purpureum
Lineage: Eukaryota; Evosea; Eumycetozoa; Dictyosteliales; Dictyosteliaceae
Exons: 2
Coding region: 35-1840 (601 amino acids)
Source: RefSeq, a predicted model, not a curated record
AUAAAUUUUUUGCAAAUUAAUUUUCAUACUAACAAUGGAAGAGCUACUAUCAUCUCUAAUUAACUUUCCUGUAAAUGAAGAGUUAAAAAACAGUAGCAAUAUUAGUGAUAGAUUAUUAUAUAUAGUUUGGAAUAACAUAUUUUUAAGAAGAAAAAUUUAUAAACACAUUUUAAAGUUUAUUGAACAUUGUGAAAAAUAUUUUGAUAUAUCCAGUUAUGACUAUUUUAAAUAUAAAUCAUAUAUAACAACACUUAAGUGGUGUGGUGAUCAUCUACCAGAUAAAAAUGAAUUUCCACCAUUUUUGACAAAUUUAUAUUUGUACUCUUUUUGUAGAAUGUUAACUCCAACAACUUUACCAAAUACAAUUACUACACUCACACUCAGUCAUGAUUUUUACAAAGAAAUUCUACCCGGCACAUUACCAAAUAGUCUCACAACACUCACAUUCGGUUAUCAUUUUAACCAAGUAAUUCUACCCGGCACAUUACCAAAUAGUCUCACAACACUCACAUUAAGUUAUGCAUUUAACCAAGUGGUUCCAUCCGGCACAUUACCAAAUAGUCUCACAACACUCACAUUCGGUAAUGAUUUUAAUCAAGUAAUUCGACCCGGCACAUUACCAAAUAGUCUCACAACACUCACAUUCAGUUAUGGUUUUAACCAAGUAGUUCAAUGUGGCACAUUACCAAAUAGUCUCACAACACUCACAUUCGGUACUAUGUUUAACCGAGUAAUUCUACCCGGUUCAUUACCAAAAAAUCUUACAACACUCACAUUCGGUCGUUGUUUUAAGCAAUUAGUUCCACUCGGCACAUUACCAAAUAGUCUCACAACACUCACACUCGGUGAUUAUUUUGGCCAAGUAUUUCUACCCGGGACAUUACCAAAUAGUCUCACAACACUCACAUUCGGUGAUGGUUUUAACCAAAUAGUUCCACCCGGCACAUUACCAAAUAGUCUCACAACACUCACAUUCGGUGGUGAUUAUAACCAAGUAAUUCUACGCGGCACAUUACCAAAUAAUCUCACAACACUCACAUUCGGUUAUCAUUUUAACCAAGUAAUUCCACACGGUACAUUACCAAACAGUCUCACAACACUCACAUUCGGUCAUGAUUAUAACCAAGUAGUUCUACUUGGCACAUUACCAAACAGUCUCACAACACUCACAUUCGGUUAUAAUUUUAACCAACUGAUUCCACCCGGCACAUUACCAAACAGUCUCACAACACUCACAUUCGAUUAUUAUUUUAACCAAGUAGUUCCACGCGGCACAUUACCAAAUAGUCUCACAACACUCACAUUCAGUACUAGGUUUUGCCAAUCAAUUCUACCCGGCGCAUUACCAAAUAAUCUCACAACACUCACAUUCGGUAAUUGUUUUUAUGAAGAAGUUCUACCCGGCACAUUACCAAAUAGUCUCACAACACUCACAUUCGGUUAUGGCUUUAACAAAGUAAUUCCACCCGGGACAUUACCAAAUAGUCUCACAACACUCAAAUUCGGUGGUAAUUAUAACAAAGUAGUUCAACCUGGCACAUUACCAAAUAAUCUCACAACUCUCACAUUCGGUGAUUAUUUUAAUCAAGUAACUCCACCUGGUACAUUACCAAAUAGUCUCACAACACUCACAUUCGGUCAUGAUUAUAACCAAGUAGUUCUACCUGGCACAUUAUCAAAUCGUCUCACAACACUCACAUUCGGUUAUUGUUUUAAUCAAGUAAUUCUACCCGGCACAUUACCAAAUAGUCUUACAACACUCACCUUCGGUGGUGAUUAUAAGCAAGUAAUUCCACCCGGCACAUUACCAAACAAAAUAAAAAUAAAAGUAUUAAAAUAAUAAUAUUACAUUUU